UGUGCUGCUCCCUCUCGCGGUCCUGCUGCCCGUCCUCGAGCCCGCGCUCGCCCUCUCUGCCGGCGAGCCUCUCCCGGUCCUCGCCACCGCCCUCUCCGCUUGCUACGUCACCGUGCUCGUCGCCGGCGCGUUGCUCGUGCCGCGCGUGCGCUCCUUCCAGCGCGUGCGCGUGCGGUUGCGUGGCGCCGACUCGUUCCCGAAUGCUUUCUAUUGCGCCCCCGUCGCGGCGGCCAUCGCAGCGCGCUGCGAGGCCGCCGUCGCCGCGGUGCGCACCUAUUCUCGGCGGGCAGCCGCGGCGCCCGUCCUCCUCAAGUUUGGCGCCGAGUGCUCCAUCUGCAUGGGGCCCAUCGAGCCGGGGCGGAGGGCGCGCGAGCUGCACGCUUGCGGCCACUCUUUCCACGAGGAGUGCAUACUGCCCUGGCUGCUCAUGUCGGCCACGCCGCGCUGCCCAAACUGCAGAGAGGUGGCCGACCUCGACGGCUUCGAGGAGGCCCUUGCCGCGGCCGGCGCGCCGCCGGUGGCGCGCCGCCCAGUACGUCCCCAGCCGGUGCGGCCAUAUGAGGUUGGGGAAACGGAGCAGUGGGAGGCGCCCGUCUAAUGCUUCAGUAUCUCUUGUUUGUUCGCAGUUCCGAGUUCGGACAUCGGAGGCCCCGGGCCUCGCGGCCCCGCGCGGCGACCGCGUUAGCUCGGCCCGGUCGAAACGUUGCUAAAAACUGUACUUUUUGUGA
Messenger RNA from Emiliania huxleyi CCMP1516, 728 nucleotides. RefSeq lists its product as hypothetical. The annotation marks the transcript as partial. The transcript has 3 exons. Lineage: Eukaryota; Haptophyta; Isochrysidales; Noelaerhabdaceae. The record is from RefSeq and is a predicted model, not a curated record.